AUGGAUUUGGAAAAAGUGGAAAAGUUGAAAUCGAUGGCAAAUGAGUGGUCCCUUGAAAAAGACAACGAGCUUUGCAAAAUUCUUGAAGAAUUGCAUUGUUCGAUGAAAUCAAAUAUGGAAUGUAUUAAAAAUGAGCUCAAUCAAAGCAAAAAAUCAGUAUCUUGUGUAUCAGUUCGCCUUGCUAAUCUUAAUAAUCGUCUAACCUCGCUUUCUUCAAAUCAGUUCAUUGAAAAUCGAGUUCUUGAUGACGAUUAUGUCGAUGAUACAUGGAUUUCAAAGCAUAAAGAGAAAGAUGAAACCAUUAAGGUGCCAGAAAAUGAGAAACAUGAAGAGAUGGUAAAAAUUAUACAUGAAGCUGUUGUUGCUGGUAUUGAUUUAAUCAAUAAACGGUUCAAAAAAAUCGAAAUGAAGCCAGAAGAUUUCGAUGAAGAUGACGAUCCAACGUUUUUGCCCGAUGCUGUCUUUGAACCUUAUGAUCCACAUCUUAAUCGACCAUUACCGUUCAUAAUAGGAAGCGAUGAAUGGAAGAAAUCUCCUACUGCUGGUUUGAAAGAUAUGCCUGCUAGUACGAAGUCCGAGGACGAUGUUGUGGUAAUAGGAUUGCCAACUUUUGUACAGCCUCGACUUAAUGAUGCCAUCUGUGAAACAUUUGCGAGCAGCACGACUGAAGAUAUCACUAGAGAUAAAACCAAUAAAGCAGAUACCAAUGUUUCACGCAGUGUUAGUUCUCUACAGUCAGAUCCCAGUGGACUUUUUUUGAAUGGUAGUCCUGAUCGCCAUAGCGUUAUCAGUGAUGAUCUUUCAUUUAAAGAAUCUGAAGAAACGAAGAUUAUUGGUGACAAGAAGAACGAAAAUGUUCAGGAAAUAGCGAAUAGUAAAUUAAAAAAUAGUUUAGAACGGAUAAAUGACCCACCACAUUCACUUAUUUCUUCCAAUAUGUUUACAUCAAAUCCGAAACAAAAUUCUUUGAUGAAUGAGGUUAUUUCAGCCGUGAAAAAUCGCUCAUCUCAGGCUAAAAAAGUCCACCACACGACCAAAAAUAUCUUCACUGAUUCUGAUUCCGCUGAAUCUGAUUCGGAUUCUGAUCUUUUUAUAACAAAACCAGUAAAAGAUCAAAAUAUACCUAAAGUGAAAUCGAUUUUCGAGGGAGAACAUACAACAUCUGGUAUUCCUUAUACCGUGGGGCCACUUCCAACAAAAGAAAAACAAGAAAGUAAAUAUCAACUACCGUAUAAUGAUUCGAAAGAAGAGGAUAAUGGCCCUAAUAUUCCGAAUGAUAUAUUAUGCGAGAAUUCCAGCAAGAUUCGUGGUCCAGAUGCUGAGGUUCAGUGCCAGCAGGUUUUGGAAGCGAGAAUUCAUAGUGUUCAGAGCAAAGUUUCUCAAGAUUUUGCUCACAAAUUAUCUAACAUUAUUGCUGCUACGAAGAGUCCUUCACCUUUAUCUUCUAAAAAAUUUCUGCAUGAAUCCGAACCUGUUCCUGAAACAAUUCCUUCUAUAGUCAAGACUCGAUCAAAGGGUCCUGCACGUCGCGCUCCUACAAGAUCCAUAUUUGGUUCAAAUGAAAAUCCAUUUGAUACUGUCAAGAAUUCAAAUAUUUUGUCCUCACCAACUCAACAAGCUGCGUCAAUACAGGAAACUAUAGAAGAGCGGACUUCCAUUGUUGGAGAUAAGAAUACGAAUAGCGAAGAAUCAAUUUCUUCAAAAAACAAAGAUGAAGAUCUUCAUAAACGCGAUUCUUUUUUUGCUUCUCAAAAACAAAUUUCACUGUUUUCUUCGGAUUCGGAUGAUGACAUUUUCGCCAGUACUUCUAAAAAAUCUUAUGGAGAUGAUAAAAUCCCGAAGAUAAAAGAAGCUUCGAAUCGUGAGUUGAACUUUGAAAAGCCUGUAUCAAUGACUACUUCUGCUUCACAAGGAAAGAAAAAAGAAAAAAAAUCGCUCUUUAGUUCUGAUGAGGAUGAAGAUCUUGAUGAUGACAACGUGUCACCUAUAAAAUCGCAACAUUCAGAUUAUUUAUCUAUUAAUGGUACUAUUGCGAAUAGAGAUAACAAAGUUCCAGUUUCUAAAUCGACAUUUUCAGAUGUUAUAGCCGUUACAAAAGAUCAAAAAAUCUCGGCAAUCAAAAACAAUGAUAGAGUAAUGAAAGCUUCGAAUAUUUUCGACGAUAACGAUUCAGAUUUAGAUUUAUUUAAGUAA
Messenger RNA from Dracunculus medinensis (Guinea worm), 2193 nucleotides. NCBI's taxonomy places the organism in Eukaryota, Metazoa, Nematoda, Chromadorea, Rhabditida, Dracunculidae. The record is from the annotation of a GenBank genome assembly.